AUGGGCAGCGUCGUGGUGCUAUACACAUGGAUGGUCCGGGGCCACCUCCACCCCAUGGCGCAGCUCGCCGACCGCUUGGCGGGCCACGGCGUUCCCAUCACCAUGGCCAUUGCCGACGUCCCGUCGUCCAGCAACUCCCAUGAGACCGUCGCCCGUCUCUCUGCCACCUACCCGUCCGUCUCCUUCCAUCUCCUCCAGCCGGCAACCGCCCGUUCCGGCGACGAGGCCGACCCCGACGCCGACCCCUUCAUCACGCUCAUCGCCAACCUCCGCGCCACCAACCCCGCGCUCCUCGCGUUCGUGAGGUCCCUCCCGUCCGUGAAGGCGCUCGUCCUCGACUUCUUCUGCGGGUGCGCGCUCGACGCCGCCGCGGAGCUCGGACUCCCGGCCUACCUGUUCUUCACGUCCGGCGCGUCCCCGCUUGCUGCCUAUGUGCACAUCCCGGUCAUGCGGUCCGACGUCUCCUUCGGGGACAUGGGGCGCUCGUUGCUGCACUUCCCCGGGGUGCACCCAGUUCCUGCCUCGGACGUGCCUGAGGUCCUGCUCGGUCCUCACAACGAGCAGUACAAGGCAACCAUUUCUCUCUUCGAGCAGCUGCCCAGAGCGAAGGGCAUACUAGCCAACACGUUCGAGUGGUUGGAACCCCGCGCCGUGAGGGCAAUCGAGGAGGGCAGCCCCCGCCCCGGCGAGCCAGUGCCGAGGCUGUUCUGCGUCGGCCCGUUUGUGGGCGAGGAGACGGGAAGCACGAGUGCUUGA
Molecule: messenger RNA, 756 nt
Organism: Miscanthus lutarioriparius
Lineage: Eukaryota; Viridiplantae; Streptophyta; Magnoliopsida; Poales; Poaceae
Source: the annotation of a GenBank genome assembly